AUGCCUCGUUACUAUUGUGACUAUUGGGAUACCUAUUUGACCCACGAUUCUCCAUAUGUGAGAAAGCAGCAUAAUUCAGGUUACAAACACAAGGCAAACGUGAGGUCCUACUACCUGCAAUUUGAAGAGCAACAAACACAUAGUUUAAUUGAUCAAAGGAUUAAGGAACAGUUAGGGCAAUCUGCACCUAGCAUGGCUACGUUUACGAAGGCGAGGGUUGCAGCUGCUAAGAUUUUCCGGAUAAUUGAUCACAAGCUUGGAAUUGACAGAAACACUUUAGUCGGUAGCAGUGGCUCUGGCAAGAGUACUGUUGUUUCUCUUAUUGAGAUAUUCUACGAACCAAUUUCAGGACAAGUUAUGCUAGAUGGACAAGACAUUAAAACUUUGAAGCUUAAAUGGCUGAGGCAGCAGAUAGGAAUUGUGAGUCAAGAGCCUGCUUUGUUCGCUACCACGACUCGAGAAAAUAUACUCUUGGGAAGACCUGAUGCAAAACAGGUUGAGAUUGAAGAAGCUGCAAGGGUUGCUAAUGCUCAUUCAUUCAUCGUAAAACUUCCCGAAGGCUAUGAAACCCAGGUAGGAGAAAGAGGACUGCAACUUUCCGGAGGGAAGAAACAAAGAAUAGCGAUAACAAGGGCAAUGCUAAAGAAUCCAGCGAUUCUUCUUCUUGACGAAGCAACAAGUGCGUUGGACUCUGAAUCAGAAAAGCUGGUGCAAGAAGCAUUUGACCGGUUUAUGAUUGGCAGAACAACUCUUGUAAUUGCGCAUCGUCUCUCCAUAAUUCGCAAAGCUGACCUUGUAGCUGUGAUUCAACAAGGAAGUGUUUUUGAAAUUGGAACUCAUGACGAGCUCUUCUCCAAAGGGGAAAAUGGAUUUUAUGCCAAGCUUAUCAGAAUGAAGGAGGCGGCAAAUGAAAGUUCAACAAGCAAUGCCAGAAAAAGUAGUGCAAGGCCUUCAAGUGCUAGGAAUUCUGCCAUUGUCUUACAGAAAAUGUUCAUGUCGGUUUUCUCUGGUAACUUGGAAGCUGCUCAUGCUAAGGCCACACAACUAGCUGGGGAGGCUAUAGCCAAUGUAGCAGGACUGCACAACAACACCACAUAA
Molecule: messenger RNA, 1098 nt
Organism: Lathyrus oleraceus (garden pea)
Lineage: Eukaryota; Viridiplantae; Streptophyta; Magnoliopsida; Fabales; Fabaceae
Product: ABC transporter B family member 1
Exons: 3
Coding region: 1-1098 (365 amino acids)
Cellular component (GO): nucleus; plasma membrane
Molecular function (GO): ATP hydrolysis activity; zinc ion binding; ATP binding
Source: RefSeq, a predicted model, not a curated record